Messenger RNA from Torulaspora globosa, 819 nucleotides. RefSeq names its product Ecm11p (gene ECM11). Bases 1 to 819 code for a protein of 272 amino acids. NCBI's taxonomy places the organism in Eukaryota, Fungi, Ascomycota, Saccharomycetes, Saccharomycetales, Saccharomycetaceae. The record is from RefSeq and is a predicted model, not a curated record. The transcript has a single exon.
AUGACUCUCAUCAAGUCUGAACCGAAUACUGACAGCUCGAUAUCACUUUUGGACGGUAAAAUAGCCGGGAUUCAGAAAUCAAAGGAUUCCGCAGAUAGCCGCCCAGCUCUGGGCUCAAAGAAGGUGAACGUUGUUAGCGGUAAAAAGGAACCCACGAAAGAUCUGACGAAGUAUAAGUUCGAGGAAUUUCUCUUGAAUGCUGGCGGAGGCAGGCAAGCGAACCUGAGUUCCGCAGAGUUCAAGACCGGUUUCUCAAGCGACAGGGCGCUGAUCAAGAAAGAGCCAGAUAUUAGCAAGAACGCAAACCCUAGCAGCUACAGUACACCUGUCAAGAGGACCGCCGCUGCGGAAGAAAGUGCGGAUAAGGAGAAGAAGAAGCUCGAUACAGCUGGUAAGCUGAAGAAGGUGGCGACACAAAAUGAGGAGCGGGAGUCUCAAACCGUUCAAAAGCCGUUGAAAACGCCGGGUCCUUACCGUCCGAUCACUGAGAUGCUCUACGAAUCCAGUAGCAAAUCGCUUAACGAGUCUGAAGCGCCACUGUUCCAGGACCUAGACCAAGAAUCUGAGAGAAAGUUCUGCCGUGAGGCUGGGCAAUGGUCGCUCGACGAAUGGAUUAGCCAGGGCCAGAUGCUGCUAAAUGCACAUACUAGCCUCGUUGGUCAACUGGUUCGCGAGAGAAUCGAACUGAGCGGAAAGUUCCGAGCCAUAACCUCGGUUAUCAACGACCGGGCCGAGGCCCUUAACAGGCAAGGUCAGCUUCUAGACGAGAAAUUGAGGAAGAUCGAGAAUCUAGGGAAGGAGAUCUUGGAUAUCAUUUGA